UAUCAAGGACGGAAUCCUGCUCUGAAGACAGCAGCAAGCUCGACAUCCACUUCUUUAUCGAACAGACAGAACCCCUUAUACUCUUAUACUCUUACUACACUCCCACUUCCACAUCACUUAACAUCUUUUAUACACACCCCACUUUAAGCUCCAAUGGCCACUGCAAGACUCAUCAAAGACGACCAGCUCCUUCGCAAGGACCGCUACAAGCGUGCUGAUGAAGCCCGUGGCGCCCUCACGCGUGAGCUGCACACACUCGGCUCGACGGUUGAUCUCGAGCUGCGGGAGCGCAUGACUACCAUCCACUCUAACGCCGCCGCGUUGGAUAACCAAUCCAAGAGUCUGCGGAAUAAGACUACGCAGCUGGCGAAGACGACCAAGCAGUGGAGCGGAAUGGCGGAUGGCGCCAGGGGGAAGCUGAAGGAGAUCGGUGAUAUCCAGAAUUGGGCAGAGAUGAUAGAGCACGAUCUCCUGCUCAUCGAGGAGACGCUCAGGAUCGUGCACGAGGAGGACUACGACGAGAGCAGUGGGAGCGGCACCGCUACCUUCUGAUCGUUUCCUUCUCAAUCACAAAAGUGCUACGUACGAUGUUCACGAGUUCACGACCUGGGUGGGAUAUGUCCUUUU
Messenger RNA from Tricharina praecox, 627 nucleotides. RefSeq names its product GCN5-like protein 1-domain-containing protein. The record is from RefSeq and is a predicted model, not a curated record. NCBI's taxonomy places the organism in Eukaryota, Fungi, Ascomycota, Pezizomycetes, Pezizales, Pyronemataceae. Gene Ontology annotation, cellular component: BLOC-1 complex. Gene Ontology annotation, biological process: endosomal transport. The coding region runs from base 154 to 552 and encodes 132 amino acids. The transcript has 3 exons.